Molecule: messenger RNA, 624 nt
Organism: Lachancea nothofagi CBS 11611
Lineage: Eukaryota; Fungi; Ascomycota; Saccharomycetes; Saccharomycetales; Saccharomycetaceae
Source: the annotation of a GenBank genome assembly
AUGUUUAACAGAUUCCUAUUCACUCGUUCCUUAGCUACUGCAGCUAAAUCCGUGAAACCACCCAUCCAAUUGUUUGGACUAGACGGUACUUACGCUACUGCUCUAUUCACGGCUGCUGCAAAGACCACCUCCGUAGAGGCUGCGUCUAAAUCGCUUGUUCAGCUGUCGCAAACCGUCGCUAAAGACUCCAAAUUGGCCACUAUCUUGGCUAGCCCAGCUUUAUCCGCCAAUGACAGAGCUCUUGUCGUGGAGACAUUGAACAAAUCGCAGCCAGACUUGGACGCUUCCGUUGCCAACCUUCUGAAGGUUUUGGGAGAAAACAACAGACUAGACAUCUUCAGCGGUGUUUCUGCUCAAUUCGCCAAAUUGACUGACGCUUACAACGGACUUGUCCAAGCUACGGUCACCACUGCUCAACCAUUGGACUCCAAAUUGUUCAAGAGAGUUGAGAAGGCGCUAGCUGGUUCCAGUUUCGUCGGACAAGGCAAGACCUUGAAGCUAGAAAACGUUGUUGACCCAGAAAUCCAAGGUGGUCUAGUUGUCGAACUCGCUGAUAGAACAGUUGACAUGUCUAUUAGCUCCAAGAUCAACAAGCUCAACCAACUGUUGAAGGAAGCCAUUUAA